This is a messenger RNA of Pocillopora meandrina, 8265 nucleotides long. The record is from the annotation of a GenBank genome assembly. NCBI's taxonomy places the organism in Eukaryota, Metazoa, Cnidaria, Anthozoa, Scleractinia, Pocilloporidae.
AUGGCAAUGACCCUCCUUAAGUAUCGCGACAGCUUCGAAGUGUUGGUAAACGCUGAGGAUAUCAAAGAAGAUUGGAUGACACUGCUUGUGGAAAUCCUGGGCAAAAUGUGUGAUACUAUGAUGAUCCACAAUCUGAUUGAAGUGAUGUCUAUCUGCAAGGGAUCCGCCCUUAUGGCCACUCAUUUGCCAAAAUACAUCUUAAAUCUCCCUUUUAUUAAAGAGGAUAUGAAUUCAGAUCAGUUUUCUUUACUGGUGGAAUGCUUGAUAACUUUUUUCAAGGAAUGGCUUGCCAAACUCCCCCACUCCUUCUGUCACGACGUUCCUAUUGAUAAACUCAGUGGAGUUAUAAACGACAUUGACGUAAAAGGGUUUGAAAAAUACAAGAAAGAGGUGGAAAAGCUUCUUCUUGAAAGACGCGAGCAAAUUAGGAAGGAGAGAGAAGUAGAACAAGCAUCGAAAUGGCCGAAAGUGAAACCUCAAGAAGUGGAGCCACCCCCACCGAAUGACUUUAGAGAAAUAUCCAUUUAUCCAAGCGAGACUGAAAUUAAUUCAGAGGAGAGGGCCUUUCUGCGACGAAACAAAACUGCUGAAACGGAGAAGUACAAAGACCUAAAUGAUUACUUGGAUGUUCAAUUCCGCCUUCUUCGCGAAGAUUUUGUCGCUCCACUGCGCGAGGGAAUCAGAGAAAUCAAGAAGAAGGUCCCCAAGAAAAGUCGAUCGCAAGACUUGAACAUUUAUGAAAAUGUCGAAAUUAUGAACACCGGUUAUACAAUGGCUGGAGUCGUUCAUAGCAUUCGUCUGGUGAUGAAAAACCUCGGAAAGAUACCGUGGGAGCACUCGAAACGCUUACUGUAUGGAUCAUUCCUUUGCUUGUCAAAGGAUAAUUUUAAAACCAUGCUGUUUGCGACGGUAGCAAAUCGGAAACCACAAGAUCUUCGGUCAGGAAAGCUGGACAUUCGAUUUGUCGACGACCUCGAGGGUACCCAUAGAAUGCUUGAUAAGUAUGUAAUGGUGGAAUCACCAGCUUAUUUUGAGGCUUAUCGACCCAUUCUGCACCAGCUAAAGAAUAUUACCAAAGAUACGUUUCCAUUCCAAGAGUACUUGGUCCAUUGUAACCCCGAUGUCAAGCCUCCUCAGUACCUCAAAUCCAAAAACCAAGUAUGGUACGACCUGAGAGAGACUCUCAGUGUACUCGAGGGCGCGGACAAAGUGGCCAUUUGCGACUUCGAGACAUGGCCUGACGUCGAUGACGUGAAACUCAACAAUUCCCAAUUUCAAGCGUUAAAAGGUGCCUUGACGAAAGAGUUCUCGGUCAUUCAAGGUCCUCCAGGCACAGGUAAAGUUAACUCAAACUCCACCACUCGGUAAAUAGUAAUGUAACUUACCCAAUAUUUUAACUGUUAUUUUUCGAAAAGGAGUGUAAAUAGUGUCUUAAUUUUGAAAUGUGCCUUUUAAUUUUGCAAAAACUGGUCUAUAUUGAGGCCUAUUGAGCUUUAUUGGCCAAAGAGUAGAAGUAACUUGAUCACUAAAAUACCUUUCCAUAACUUAUAAAGAGAGGAAAUUUGUAGACUAACCUCACGCGUGUUUCCCAAUACAUGCUGCAGUUUUUAAAGCCACAAGAACCUGUUAAAAACUAAUGGCGAUCCCAUUGGUAAUCUAUCACUUUUUGAAUUACUUCAAAAUACUUCAAACCCCAUCAUCUGGCAUCGGAGAGCUAGCACUGUGACAAUGCCCCUCCGAGCAGCAUGACAUAAUGACGUCAGCAAACGCUCACCAGCCAGUCACCCCCUUAUCAAGGGCGCUGAUCAAUAGCCAAUUUAGUAAUUUUUCCCGUUAUAUUUGAGCUAUAUAUAUAUAUUUUUUAUCGUUUAAUUAAGUUUCUUUACCUAAUUUCCUCUAGGUAAGACGUACGUCGGUUUAAAGAUUGUGAGAGCCCUUCUAGAAAACAAGCAUAUUUGGAACGAGGAAAAGAAGUCCGCCAUGUUGAUGGUUUGUUACACAAACCACGCCCUGGACCAGUUUCUGGAAGGAGUACUAAAAUUCCAACAAACAGGAGUUAUAAGAGUUGGAGGUAGAAGUUCUUCGGAGAUUCUCAAAGCCUACAACUUACAAGAACACACACAGCCUUCCGACAGCAAGCACUGGCUCAAGAAAGAAAUGUUUAAAUGUCAAGACGCCAUACAAAGAGCACGUAACAGACUGGCGCGUAGCAAGCGAAAUAUCCUCAGCCUGAAAGACCUGGAAAGCUGUGUCGGCCUGAAACAAUUCAGCCAAUUCAAAGCAGCAGAGGGCAUUUUAAACUUGCAAAGAAAAUCAGUACUUGAAAGCUGGCUAGGUCUGGAGCAGAUCCCAGCAGCAAUGAGGAGUUCAUUGAAUGAGACUCCGACCGCUGAAUCCGUUGCUGACAAAGGUAGUUCCUGUGAAGAUACUAAUGAAGUUAUAGAAGAUAGCAUCGAAGUAGACAGGGAUGCUGAAAUUAUUCAAAACCAGCGCUUACUAGGUGAGAAUCAGUUCCAGCUUCUAAAAAAACAGGAAAACGCCAAACAAGAAAAACAGCGACCUACCAAUCUCUCGAGGGAUCAUUUGAAAGUUCUCGCAGGAGAAUCCAAGCUUCAACCCCUCGCUGUGACCCAACUUUCCAAGAUUAACGAUGUUUGGAACCUUCCCUUUGAGGACCGCUGGAGGCUGUAUUUGUUUUGGCUCAGGUUUUUCAAUCUAACUGCCAAGAGGAAAUUUCAAAGAGGAAUAAGCAGUACGAGGACAUCUGUAAACGCUUCACAGAGAUUAAAACCCAGGGAGAAUUGCACGCCCUAAAAGAUGCUGUAGUUAUUGGAAUGACCACUACUGGAGCUGCAAAGUACCGCACCCUACUGGAAGAGAUUAAACCAACAAUAGUCGUCGUUGAAGAAGCAGCAGAAGUUCUUGAAGCUCACAUCAUAACGUCCUUGACUAAGAACACGCAGCAUUUGAUUUUGAUUGGUGAUCACCAGCAGUUGAGACCGAACCCGUCCGUAUACACUCUAGCGAAGGACUAUCAUCUUGAUGUGUCCUUGUUCGAAAGAAUGGUAAAUAGUGGGAUGACGUGUUACCAGCUCAACACUCAGCAUCGAAUGAGACCUGAAAUCGCGCGACUUAUGAGGUUCAUCUACGAAGAUCUUCAAGAUCAUGAAGAAGUUCAUAAAUACAAAGAUGUGAAAGGUGUAUCCAAAAACAUUUAUUUCAUAAAUCACCAAGUCCCUGAAGAUGAAAGUGAAGUAAAUGACAGACUCAAGAGCCAUUCAAAUAAACACGAAGCAAAAUUCAUCGCAGCACUUUGCGAGUAUUUUAUCCUUCAAGGGUACGCACCAUGCGAGAUAACGGUGUUGACCAUGUACACUGGGCAAGUUAUUACUCUACAAAGGACAAUGCCGAAAGAUAGAUUUGAGGGAGUCAGAGUCACGGCUGUUGAUAAUUUUCAAGGUGAAGAGAACGAAAUAAUCCUGCUUUCUUUGGUGAGAUCUAACAAGCAGAGGAAAAUUGGCUUCCUUGCAGUUAAGAAUCGGGUGUGCGUGGCCCUGUCUCGAGCUCGGAAAGGUUUUUAUUGCAUCGGCAACUUCUCCUUGCUGGCUGAAAAAAGUGAACUUUGGAGGAGUAUUGCCCAAGAUAUGAAAGAUCAUAAUGCCAUAGGGGAAGCAUUAGAGUUGGUUUGCAGUAAACACCCCGAUCGAAAAAUCCACGCGAGGGUUGCAGACGACUUCAAGUCAGCACCAGAGGGUGGAUGUACACUGCCUUGCGAGUUUCGCCUUCCCUGUGGUCACAGUUGCACAAGGGUGUGUCAUCCUGACGACAGUGACCAUGCCCUGUACAAAUGCCAGAAAGAUUGUUCAACCGAGGUCUGUUCAGAGCAUCAAACUAAGUGUAGCAAAAAGUGCCACUUUGGCGAGGUUUGCCUAUUGUGCUCUGUAGAAGUGGAAAAGAAGAUCCCCAAAUGUGGACAUCAACAACUUGUGCCAUGCGGAAUACCUGUAGAGACAUUUAAGUGCCAGAAGAAGUGUUGGAACUAUCUGCCAUGUCGUCAUCUGUGCCCUGGAAAAUGCUGGGAGGAAUGUGCACUUUUCCAGUGUGAGAAAAUUGUCAAGAAGAGAUUUGAAUGUGGUCAUGAAAUUGAAAAGUCUUGCUGGGAGGUUUCAGAAUAUGUGCAAUGCGAAGAGCCUUGUCGUGCAACUUUGGACUGUGGUCACCCUUGCGUUGGAAACUGCCGCAAAUGCAAGCAAGGACGAAUUCACGUUCCUUGUGAGGCCGACUGUGAAAGGAGAAGGGUUUGCCUUCACCCUUGCAAAGAGCCUUGCACAACGAACUGCCCGCCAUGUCCUGAGAAAUGCGAAAAUCGAUGUUGCCAUAGCCGAUGUUCUAGACAGUGUAUGGAAGCCUGCGCCCCGUGUAGGGUAAGUACAAUGAAAACUGUAUCCAAAUGAGGUAAUUUUAUUUGAAAUCUCCCUCUCUGAACAAAGGUAGCUCUUUAAGGCCUAUAACAUUUUUAUUAGUUUCCUAAUUGUCCAGUAAAUUUCAAGAGACUGCUCACUGCAAGAAAUUGUCGCACAAUUGCUGGUCUUUCUUUGAUCUGAGCAUCUCAGCCUCAAAGGAAAAACAUCACCAGUAUCCCAGUAUGGCGUGAAAAUUAUGACCAGAAAUCAAACACACCAAAUCAACCCUAGAUGCCUGCAAUUUCUUUCUGCCGAUUUAGCUUAGUGGUGUGACCUUAGGUAAGGUACCAAUGUCACGUUACUAAAUACGUCGUGGGUUUCCCUGAGUUUCCGUCAUGUGCUCCUCUGAGCAUUAUCAUUUACGGUUGUUCUUUAUCAUUUUCAGGAACGCUGUGCCUGGGUUUGCCCUCACUUCCGAUGCACGAAGCUUUGUGGCGAGAAAUGCAACCGUCCUCGGUGUAACGAGUCAUGCAGGAAGAAGCUGAGAUGUAGCCACUCGUGCAUUGGUAUUUGCGGAGAACCUUGCCCGAAGUUGUGCAGAAUUUGCCAUAAAGAUGAAGUUACCCGGUUGUACUUUGGAACUGAGCGAGACAAAAAUGCAAGAUUUAUCGAGUUGUCAGACUGUGGACACGUGGUUGAGGUUACAGCAAUGGAUUACUGGAUGGACAAUGAUAGCCGAAGUAACGAUAUUAAAUUGAAGGAAUGCCCCAUCUGCCAGACUCCUAUCAGGAUUAGCUACCGGUAUGCUGAUAUCGUUAAAGAAAAGUUGGCUGACAUCGAAAAGGUUAAAGCACGAAUGAACCAGGAAGAGAAAAACUAUCAGCAGUUGACCGUAGAGUUGAAAAGAAAAGCUUUCUCUCUUGAAAGAAAGUAUCCCGAUAUCAGACAGCAACGGAAAUCUUCAUCGGAGAGAAAAUACGGUGACGAGCAAAUGUUCAGCUCUUCAAGUUACGAUAUUUUGAUGGGUUGGCUGCAGCAAAGGAAAACUAUGGCCGAGCUGAGCACAAUUGAGAACCAGAUGAGGAUACUGAUCCAAAUAUACGAGAUAAGAGAAAGAACAAAGAGGGAUCUUUUGAAAAACACUCGUCAUGGAGUACUAACACCACCCAGUGUAAGCCACUCAGAUGAUGUGUUCUUGCAAGCAGCAAGAGACACUGAUGAAGCACUUAAUCAUUUAGAAGAAGAUCUAAUGAAGUUUCAAGUUUCCUAUCAGAGGCUGGUUGAUAUACGAGAUGAACUCCUAUGUGUGAGUUUCUCGUUGAGCAUUCGAGUGAUUCAGUGUAAAAUCGAAGAGCGUACCAUUACCGUCGCAUCUGACCAAGAAGUGUGGCUGAGGACACAGGGCAGGCAGCUGGACACUAGCCAGAAGCUUGGGAAAGAAGCUUACAAUCACAUUGAGGAUACAAUAAACGAGAUCCGAGAAAAAUGUGGUCUAGAUAGUCUGCCUCCAGAAGAACGAAUUUAUAUUGCGAGGCCAAUGAACUUCUCCCAAGGACUGUGGCACAAGGUGUCCGAACGGGCAUCCCAGUAACGUAGAAGGCGAAUGCCCAGAAUGCGGUGCAGCAGUUGGAGACAAGAGUGACACUUGCUCAAGGAAAUCAGGUAUGUCCUGUGCAAAUUGUUACUUGGGUAGAAGGAGCGUUACUGAGGUCAUAUCUUUGUCUGUUUUUAAGAAUUUACUAAUAACCAGACAUGAGCCAACAUUUAUUUAGAUAUUAAAGGUGAUACUUUGAUAGGUGUUGAAUUUGAGCUCUAAUCCAGACUGAAGAAACUUUGUCUCGAAAUUGAAAUGUGACAAUGCCAUGUUAAGAAUGGGUCACUGCCAGGAUGUAGUUUGUUCAUACGGUUUUAGAUUAGAUAUUACUUAAAUUGACUUGGUUCUUUGUUCGUACUAAACGCAUGCACCAAGGUUGAUGCAUUUUUCUUUUGUCUAAUUAAAGAUUGCAACAGCAGGGGAUGAGGCAAUGUAUACUGAGUAGUUCCACCAAAGAAACCAGUAGAUUUAUGGCCCUGAAGACCAAAGACGUCUACUAUUUGAAAAAGGACAUUUCUGGAUCGGUUCCACAGGUUACAGUUAAAACUAAACGUUACAAUUUUCCAGCGUUGAGACAUUUAAGAGGUGAUUAAUUUUUACAAAAAACAUCAUGAAAGUAAUUCCCCCUAUAAGUGGUCUUGUGGUAGAAUAAAAACAUGAUUGAAAUUUGGCAAUAGUUCAUUUCACAGUUGCAUGCUAGGUUGCUAAGCCUUUGAACAGGAGUGAGGCUAAGGUUGACCUUGUUUACCUUGCUGCUUUUCAAAUGCAAAUUACUUUGUUAUCAUGCUAACUAGAUACUGGUCUCUAUCACAACAAGGUCACCUUCAGUUUCACUCCAAGUCAAAGACUUGGCAACUAAAUACACAACUGUAUAAUGGCCUAUUAAAAGUGGUAACUCACCUUUAAGGUAGUCCUCACUGCGUAUGCUCUCAUGGGUGAUUAGAUUAAUUAAAUCUCCAAUAUUCGAAGAAGGAUGACUUUUCCUUUCUUUCGUCUCUUCCUUUGAAUUGAGCAACAACGUUCUUCACGUUUGAUUAAUGUAGAGAAACUUUCAGUGUUGAAUAAGAGAAAAUCUAUUUUGCACGUAUUAAGCAGAUAUUUCACUGCAUAUUUUACUGAUAUUCUAAGGAAACAUUAGCUAAACGUUGGGCAUACAUGACAUGUUUCUCUUCUUAAAAGAGCCGCCCAUUUUACCUUAUUGCAUGACGUUCUUCAUACUGUGACUUAAAAAUUCAUGUGAUCUUUCGAAAGUCGUCACAGAAGUCCUCAGGUUGACCUAUGUUUUCAUUUUUUAAACGAUUCUUAUAAGCGGUUGAGUAUUUUUUCUCCUAUACACUCGGGAUAGCGAUUAAAGCCACCUUCUUUAACAAGAGGAAGUUAGAGGAUCUCGAUGUCGUAUCAAAAGUCCCCAGUUUCAAACAUGGGUUUAACUUAAAGAAAGCAAGUCAUUCCCUAUCUACUAAGCCUACUCAGGGCUGAAGAAUGUAAGUUUCUUUUCUGCUGAAAAAUUUGCACGAGGCGUUUCAUCGUCAUCAUUGGCAACGUUAAAAUCCAAUUUCUCAGAACUCCUUGCACCAUUCUGUAGGCAAUGUAUGGUUCCUGAGGAAGGCAACGAGGCACUGAGCUCUUAAUCUACAGCUUUGGAAUCUAAAUAUCUGCCUUUGUUUAGAGUAGGUGGAUUCAAACACUUUACGGUGUAAAACACCGUGACAAAGAGAAAGACAAUACGCAACCAACUCACAGAAUCGUUUAAGAAACGAAAACAUGUAUUAAUGGACUGUGGACAAUUCGGCUACCUAUUCAGAUGUGAUCAAGUCGCCUUAUACAAUUAAACGAAGAUACACGUACAUCGUGUAAGAAUUUGUUUCCUAGAGAUGAAUUUUUAACAGGCUUAGCCUUCUGUCAAGGGGGGAAAGUUUCAAAAGAAAUUGUGGUGCUAUGCGUGUCAGUUUGCCACAGCGAACAUUAGCUUACAAACACUUUACAGUGGCCAGUUUGCGUUAUCAACUCAGUUGAUAAAAACAAAUUAUUUUGUCUUCUGUCCGACUGGUUUCCACUUUUGUAUGAAUCCUUUUUACUCUAUUCUUUAGCCCUCAAAAUGUUAGAGUGAAUAAGUUUUGUUACCAUUGUUUAUCAAAUAUAGUGCGGUGUUUCUCAAGGAUUUCCACCCCUGAGAAAAGCCGUAACAGCACAUGUGAAAAAUCACGAUAAUUGUUUACGUGUGUUUGAUAUUGCCAAUCAGCUGCUGACACGUCACUCGCCUUUCGC